UUUCAGAGAUACGCAGCAGAAAUCGAAAGCAGUUUCAAUUCUAUUUGGCUGGUCUGAUCCAUCGACCAUGGAAAUGCACGAGCGGCGAACCUAGAUACUCUAUCCGCCUCCGGUGGCGAUGGAACGACCCGCGGUGGAGGAGGACGGCCACCUCCGAGGCUCCGACGGCCGAUGGAAAUGGUGGUCGUUUCGACUUGUUGGGUGCCCAGGUGAUCAGGCCCAUGGAUCACCUUUGGGCCUUCGCCAAUCCGGUAGAAAGAGAGCUACCUCCUCCCUACCCGGUGGGCCCAUCCCAGCGAAUUCUCCAGUUGCAGCAUGGAGAAUUCCCCACCACCAGCAGCGGCGACGGAGGAGGCGCAGGCGACGCAACCCGAUCCCCUCCACCCACGAGACCCCGCGGCGAUGCGGCCGCCAUCGCCGCCGCGCGCGCCGCUGGCGUUCCCGACGCUGGACUCCCUCGCGGCGUUCCUCCGCCCUCGGCUCCCUCCCCAGGCGCUGUCCUCCUGGGGCGCCGUGCCGGGCACCAAGACCCUGCUGAACCUCUUCCUGGAGCUCUCCCACGGCGACUGCACGCUCAUCGCCCCCACCACACCGCCGCCGUCGCCGCAGGUGGUCCGCGCGGUCCACGUGGCGACGGUCCGCAUCCGCAACCGGCGCGGCGCGCGGCUGGUGGAGGCACGGCAGCUGCUCUCCGACGGCACGGUCCGGUCCCGCGGCCCGCGCCCGCUGUCGGAGAAGAUGCGGCCCGGCGAGUCCCCCGAGGCCGCGGCGGCGCGCGCCGUGAGGGAGGAGCUCGGGGAGCGCGCGCGCGUCCGGAUCGGGGUGGCGCGGGAGGAGGAGGCGGCGCCGCGCGUGGAGGAGCGGGAGUCGGUCUCCUACCCGGGGCUCCCCGCCAGGUACGUGCUCCACGCGGUGGACGCCGAGGUGGUGGGCGGCGUGCCCGAGGACGGGGCGUUCGAGACCGAGGAGACCGGCGAGGACGAGGGGGAUGCCGGCGCCGGGGCCAUCACCGUGAAGCGGCACUACUGGGAGUGGGUCGACGACGACGGCGACGGCGACGGCGACGACGAGCACAAGGAGGUCGCCGCCGCCGGCGCGCGCGCGCACUAGAGGCUGCUAGCGCAUGGGCGAACGAACAAAUAAACAAAUUGAGGGGGCUCGUUGCCUUAUGAAUUUGUUUGCAAAUUCAGAUCAGUUCACGUGUGGUACGAAGUUGGUAUCAGCUUAGGAUUGUUUCAGAGAGAUGAAUGAACUGUGAAAUGUGACGUUUCUUGCUCCCCAAAAA
Messenger RNA from Setaria italica (foxtail millet), 1285 nucleotides. RefSeq lists its product as uncharacterized. The record is from RefSeq and is a predicted model, not a curated record. The coding region runs from base 316 to 1110 and encodes 264 amino acids. The transcript has a single exon. Lineage: Eukaryota; Viridiplantae; Streptophyta; Magnoliopsida; Poales; Poaceae.